Molecule: messenger RNA, 5274 nt
Organism: Acipenser ruthenus (sterlet)
Lineage: Eukaryota; Metazoa; Chordata; Actinopteri; Acipenseriformes; Acipenseridae
Product: E3 ubiquitin-protein ligase CHFR-like
Exons: 17
Coding region: 676-2619 (647 amino acids)
Biological process (GO): mitotic cell cycle checkpoint signaling; protein ubiquitination; ubiquitin-dependent protein catabolic process
Cellular component (GO): nucleus
Molecular function (GO): protein binding; ubiquitin-protein transferase activity
Source: RefSeq, a predicted model, not a curated record
ACAGACUCCACCCCUCUUCCCUGAUCAGCUGAUUGGUGUAAAUACCUUUGGUUGCCAGGAAGUGCGGCUAACUGCUCAAUUAAAGAAAGGAGUUUAACGAAACAAAACGCAGACAGAUGAACAGAAAUCACGGAUGCGAAUCUGUAACAUCAGCGUUUAGUUUGGCUCGCUCUACAGCAGCCGUAGAGAAGUGAAAAGUGUGUCAUAUUAUUGGCUAUUUUGGACUGAUGUCGCUAACAUUAAAUUGAGCAAAGGGGCCUGAGACGUGACUUGAAAUUUAAAAAUAUAUAUAUAUACAGAAACUAAAUGGAAACGUGUUAAUUACACGCGUGAACCGCCUCAAAUAACACUACAUUCAUUCUCAGGCAGGCUGGAAUCCGUGUGUGUGAACUGCAGCUCAAUGUGAUGCUGGCAGGGCGAGUGGAAGAAGUAUCGCAUCAUUACGACGAGGUUCAGACUUGUUUGAAUAUAUUAUAAAUUAGAAAGACCUUUUAGGAGCCCGAUCAGCGUACAGGUGUUAGUUUGUAACUCGUAUUGUUUGUUUCAAUACAUAGGGUGCCGAGUCUGUAGCUCUGUGGUGGAAAAGAACACGAUAUUGUUUAUUAAGGACCGUACUCUAUAGAUGUGUGUUGGGUCAGCAGGAACUAUUGUUAAUUGUGAAAGCGUCUGGUUAAAAUGCAAAACCAGGAGAGCAGUCUGGCGUGGGGGAAGCUGACCCGGGUCGGCUCUGAGACACGAUCUGAAAUACUGCUCGUCAGCAAGGAAUGCACCAUCGGGAGAAAAAAGGGCUGUGAUCUUUCUUUUCCUGCAAACAAAAUGGUCUCAAGUGAUCACUGUAAAAUUGUUCAAGAUGAAAACUCAGGGGAGGUGUGGCUGGAAGACAUGAGCACCAAUGGGACAGUGAUUAAUAAGUCAAAGGUGGUGAAGAAACAGACGUGUCAACUGCAGAAUGGAGAUGUCAUCUAUGUUGUCUACAGGAAAAAUGAACCAGAUCAAAAUGUUGCUUAUAUCUAUCAUUCUAUAACUGCAGAACAGGCACAUGUGCAAGAACUCAAAGGUGAGCCAUGUAGUGAACCCUUGAUAAGCUCAGGUAUGGAUCCCAGUGUGGAGAAAACACCGGGCAUCGCUGCCCAGUCCCCCAAAGCCAUUCAGCUGCCUUCCCAUGAGGAGCCACAGCCAUCCACUUCCACAUCUGAGCUGUACAGCACCUCCAGCACCACUCACCCAUCCCCUUCAACUUCAGCCUCUGGAAAGCCCUUUGCUGCCGACCCAUUCCCUUCUUCACAAGGACCUUGCUGCUCUUCAGACACUGUGGAUUCCUCUGCAGAGCCUCCAGAGACUGAAGCAGCAGCCGCAGCACAGCCUGACAGUGCUGCCAUACAAGCAGUGGAGGAGGACCUGCAGCCAGACCGGAAGAGAAGAAAGACAGGAUGCAGUGAAGCGGAAAGCUCUCAGAAGGUCACUCCUAAAGAUGCUUUCAUGGAAAAGGGGAAAGCAGGGGGACCUAAAACUGACAAAAUGGAGGAGUCUCUCACCUGUAUCAUCUGCCAAGAUCUGUUGCACGACUGUGUAAGUCUCCAGCCCUGCAUGCACACGUUCUGCGCUGCCUGCUACUCCAACUGGAUGGAGCGCUCCUCUUUCUGCCCCACCUGCCGCUGCCCUGUGGAGCGCAUCUGCAAAAACCACAUACUGAACAACCUGGUCGAGGCAUACCUGCAGCAGCACCCAGAGAAGUGCCGAAGCGAGGAAGACCUGCAGUGCAUGGACAAGCGGAAUAGAAUCACUCAGGACAUGCUGCAGCCAAAGGUAGAGCGCUGGUUUUCAGAUGAAGAGGGCAGUUCCGACUAUCUGAUGGAGCUUUCUGAUGUAGACAGCGAGUCCUCCGAUAUCAGUCAGCCCUUUGUGGUGUGCAGGCAGUGUCCUGGAUUCAGGAAGGACCCCAGUCUGUGCCCAGCUGUCUCUGGACUGGAGGCUGAACAGGGAGAGUUUAAACAAGCAGGGGAAGCACCAUCCACAUCCACCGACACUCCCACAGUUGUCCAGGAAUAUACCUGUCCUCCUCACGGAAGCCAUGUGAUCUGCACUUGCUGCUUUCAGCCCAUGCCUGACCGUAGAGCAGAGGUAGCGAGCCCGCAGCCUGCUCUUCAGCAAUGUACUGUGUGUCAGCGACCCUUCUGCCACGUGUACUGGGGGUGCACUCGGGUCGGGUGCCUUGGCUGUCUGGCUCGGUUCUGCGACCUCAACCUCACUGAUAAAUGCUUAGAUGGUGUUCUCAACAACAACAACUAUGAGUCCGAUAUUCUUAAGAAUUACCUGGUCUCCAGAGGUGUGACCUGGAAGGAGAUGCUCAAGGAAAGCCUGGUGUCUCUUCAGCAAGGAGUGUUUUAUUUGUCCGAUUACCGCAUCACAGGUAAUGCUGUGCUGUGUUACUGCUGUGGACUGCGCAGUUUCAGAGAGUUAGCCUAUCAGUACAGACAGAACAUUCCUGCUGCAGAACUGCCAGCUCCUGUAACUUCUCGGCCUGACUGUUACUGGGGACGAAACUGUCGCACUCAAGUUAAAGCACACCAUGCCAUGAAAUUCAACCACAUCUGUGAGCAGACCCGCUUUAAGAACUGAAGAUCCUUUGCAAUGCUUUCACAUGGAAAGGACUGUGGGAGUCCUUCCUGCAGGAUGUGUGUUCACAGUUCACUGAUGCCUAGUGUUUAAGAACAGUAACGAGUCACCACAAAUACACAGCAAGCACCGUGACUGGGUAUGAAAGCAGCGUGCAGUACACUGCUGAGCUCCCUUUGUAAACUCUGCUUUUCAGCCACAGCCUUAAAAACAAAUGCAAAAAAUAAAUAAAUACAAGUAUAGACAGACGCCUGUACAUUUAAAUGGAAUAAUCAUACAGAGUCAGCCUGGUGGAUUUAUUUGUUAAACAAAAGAUAUUCGGGGAAUAUUCAAAAUAGCUUGCCGAUUUCAUAGUAACAUUUAAUCCUGUUACAAGCCUUUGGUUGGUGCGUUAUAUUAAUGUUAGGUCUAUGAGUAUUAUAUACUGUAUAACGUUUUACAGUACUCUUAAGGAUUCCUAAAUGAACAGUAUUUAUGUGGGUGCUUCCUUGUGAUAUCUUUAACAUUAGCUUUCUGGAGAUGACCGUGGCAGCUGACCAUGCUGUUACUGCUGUGUUGUACAUUGUUAUCACAAUCGGAUGUUUCUCAUCAUGAUCCUUGUGAAUGUUUCCCUCAUCGAUCCGAAUUCAAAGGGAAUGAUGUUGAUACUCCUGAGUCUGCUGCCUUGGUCUGUGCUAACACUGCUAUUGCUGUUGUGGUUAGAGAGUCGAACACCAAGGGUUCCUUCAGGGGAAACACACACAGCAGUAAGAUGGGGAGCUGCUCACACGAUAUCUGGAUAAUGUUUAUUUCAAAAUAUUUAUUGAUAUUGCUUGACGAAAGUUACGUGCAUAUAGAUUACUAUACCUACGAAUGUUUUGUAGGUAGGAAGUGUUGUGUGCACUGCUUACCAUCAUUGAGAAUAUAGAACGUGUGCACUGUGUAAUGGGCAUGACUGACCUGCCUUGCGUACUUCCCUAGAAAACCGCCUGCAUGCCAGAAAAUGCACACAUAAAAACAGAAUAAACAUUCCCCGCUGGUGACUUACACAGCAAGAUUCCAGGCAUCGGCUUCUUUGGGAUUUCCACAGCUGAUCGAUCCUUAUACCAGAGUCUGCACAAUGAUAUGUGGAGGACAACUGCAGCUCUCAUGCAGAGGCGUUCAGUGGGGUUAGAGGUUGCAUACAGUCCGAGUCAACACCAGAAAGAAAGAGAGGAUGUUUGUACACAAUCUGCCCAUCAAUCAAGCAGAUUCAAUGAUUGUCCUGUAACAGGCUUUAUGUACAUUUGAAUUGGCGACUCAUCCCUUCACCUUUCAUUGUGACGGUGCUUCCUUCCUCUCCCAAUGCAUUUUCCUGCCGAUAGGACACAGUAGUAGACCACAGCUCUCUGUUCCAAUGGCUGCUAAUGAAAGAAUCAGACCUCCUCAAAGGUGUUCUGCAGGUUCCAGCUCUGUACUGCUGUGUUUUGUGAUGAUGAGCUAUUCCAAAAAAAUGGAAUAAUAAAUGGCCUUGCACAGUGUUUUUUUAAUGCAAAUUAAUCCCAUUUUUAUACAGCUGCCACUGCCCAGGUAAAAAAUAAAUAGGUAUUUGACUUCUGGGCUCACUGAAUUGCUAAAAUGUGCAUUUUAUUAACUUCUGUCUCGUUUGGUCCUAACUGGAUCAUGUACUCAACAGAGGGACUGUCUGUCUGUUGGUUUCUAGUUGUGUAUUUUAGUGUAAUCUGGGGUGAUGCUUGCUGGAAGAGAUGCAGUCACUUUAACGAGAAAGCCUUAUAAGCAUUCUACUGUGUAUUGUACAGUUUUAGAAGUUGCAGUGACAAAAACAUUAGUUAGGACUAAAUGGAAAACGACUAGGGUCUUUGGCAGUGUGCAGUUUGUUUUAUUUACUAGUUGUGUAAAAGCUGAAGACCGGCACCUCUUUGUGUUGUUGUUUGCUGCUCUCUACGCUACAAAAGAACAGCAGGUUUACUUUACCUAGUAUAUCUAGAAAAGAGGAUUUUUGCCAUAGAAAUGUUAGUUUGCUUUGUCUAAGAUUGGUUUCUUAUGUUAAGCAUUGCAAUGCAGUUACUAGGACAUUCUAAUUUCCUGAUGAGUUUCUAACAUAUGAAAGUUUAACACUUGCCUAUGAAUUUACCUAUGAUUAAUGGGUCCAGACCCAGCAUAAAAAAGGCAGGUUUGUUUGACAGAGUUCGUAGGUAUGGUGCAGAUUUUAAAAACACAAAACAGUUUGUUCUGGAGUCUUUCUGCUGCAGACAGAUCGGAAUCCCAUCACAGUCCUGUUUCUUUUUAAAUGUGUGAUCAGGAAUAGAAGUCCUGCCUGUGCCGGAGGGGCCCGUGUGUUCAUGCAAGUUUUCUCAUACAGGACUGGACCAGUCUGGUGUAUAGUACUGCACUCUGCUCAACAGAAUAACACAAAACCCUACCUCAUCCAGGCUUGCAAGACAAUUACAAAAUAAGCUUUCGUUCAAAUCAGCUUCCUGGCGUAAUAGCAGUAUGAUAAGCACAGUUAUUUUGAGAAAAGUAACAAGCAAAUUGCUAGCAAUGCUUCCUCUCCGUCUGUAUUAGUGCAGUUCAGAAAAUCACUUACUGGUGAAUAGAGCAAUGUACUGUACUGAAAAAAAAAAAAAUAACGCAUUUGAAAUACUUUUUGGGUUACACUAAUAAAAUGUUAUCAACGUG